AUGCUCAACCCUCUCAGCGAUGCAAUAACCUCCACUCUCCAGGUUCAAGUAAUGCCGUGGGAGACUGGGUUUGCUGGGUUCGUCAACAAGGGAUAUAACGGCGUACCAGUGAUGAACGCGACGUACAGGUGUGAAUUUUGGAUGAGGGGCGAGUACUCAGAUGUGAUUACUCUCCAGCUCGUGGGCAUAUCCAGUGAUAUUGUGUAUGCGGCGCACAAUAUGACCGUGAAUAGCACGUCGAGGUCCUUCACGCGUUAUGAAACUACAUUUAAUUCCACUGCGUCCCCCGAUGGCGAUAACGAGUUCCGCUUGUUGUUUGACGGGUCAAAAGUACCGGGCAUGAAGUUGAACUUUGGGUUGAUCCAAUUAUUCCCACCGACAUAUCACUCGAGAGCCAAUGGCUUGCGGGAGGAUCUGACCGCUGUCCUUGAGGACAUGAAGCCAUCCUUUCUUAGAUUCCCAGGGGGAAAUAACCUGGAAGGUCUCCAGACUGACACGCGAUGGGCGUGGAAUCGGACCAUUGGACCUGUUGUCGACCGUCCUGGGAGAGAGAGUGACUGGUUCUAUCCAAAUACUGAUGCGCUAGGCCUGGAUGAAUAUCUAUGGUGGUGUCAGGACAUGGGCAUGGAACCCGUGCUGGCUGUCUGGGACGGGAAAUCGUUCGGCGGCAUCUUGACGGGAUCGGACCUUCAACCCUAUGUGGAUGAUAUUCUGGAUGAACUGGAGUAUCUACUUGGUCCGCCAAACAGCACGUACGGAGGCAUGCGUGCAAGCAAUGGUCGAGAGGACCCAUGGUCCGUUCGGUACAUCGAAAUCGGCAACGAGGACGACUUCUCCGGUGGCUGCAAUACAUAUCCGGAUCGAUUCCAGCAGAUCUAUAAUGCCAUUAGUGAAAAGUACCCGCAGCUUACGAUCGUCGCGUCGACCAUAGACGGACGAUGUCUCCCGGAGGCGUUGCCUGGGAUUAUAUAUGACUACCAUUACUACCGCCGACCGGAUGAACUGGCUGCCAUGUUCGAUGAAUGGGACAACCAGCCUCGAUCCCAGCCUGUCAUGUGCAGCUGCAGCGAGGCCGUCCAUAUGAUCGGACUGGAGAGGAACAGUGACGUGGUCAAGAUGGCAGCAUAUACUCCUCUGCUUCAGCAUUUUGGGUUCACCCAGUGGUCGCCGACCCUGUACGGGUUCGAUUCGGGCCCAGACUCGAUCACGCUGUCGACUUCGUACUACGUGCAGAAGAUGUUCUCGACCAACCGUGGCACGACCAUUCUACCUGUUAAAACCACUGCUGAGUUUGGGCCACUGUACUGGGUUGCUUCGAGAGCCAAUAGCACAUACUACGUCAAGUUGGCGAACUAUGGCGAGGAAAAGCAAACAGUCCAUGUGCAAGUGCCGGACACUCGGUCGGGGAGACUGGAGAUGCUCUCAGGGCCCCGGGAUGCUAGCAACCGGCCGCACAAUAUCACUGUCCAGCCUAGUGUGCAGAAGGUGACGAACCAGAGAGGGAGCUACAAGUUUGAUAUGGCUGCAUGGGCUGUGGCGGUUCUCGCUGUGUCAUGA
Aspergillus tanneri is the source of this 1557-nucleotide messenger RNA. RefSeq lists its product as uncharacterized. NCBI's taxonomy places the organism in Eukaryota, Fungi, Ascomycota, Eurotiomycetes, Eurotiales, Aspergillaceae. The coding region runs from base 1 to 1557 and encodes 518 amino acids. The record is from RefSeq and is a predicted model, not a curated record. Gene Ontology annotation, molecular function: alpha-L-arabinofuranosidase activity. Gene Ontology annotation, biological process: L-arabinose metabolic process. The transcript is spliced from 8 exons.